UGGUUGUUGGCCCUCCUCACUGGGGGGGCCCCCUGUGUUCUUCAUCACACACUCUUGUUUUCCUCUGCAGGCUAGAACAUCGAGUGAAGCAUGGGUGACUGGAGCUUUCUAGGGCGGCUGCUGGAGAAUGCUCAAGAACACUCCACUGUGAUUGGAAAGGUUUGGCUGACCGUCCUCUUCAUCUUCCGCAUCUUGGUGCUGGGCGCAGCGGCCGAGGAGGUUUGGGGCGACGAGCAGUCCGACUUCACUUGUAACACGCAGCAGCCCGGUUGCGAGAACGUCUGCUACGACGAGGCCUUCCCCAUCUCCCACAUCCGCUUCUGGGUGCUGCAGAUCAUCUUUGUCUCCACGCCCACCCUCAUCUACCUGGGCCAUGUGCUGCACAUCGUCCGCAUGGAGGAGAAGAGGAGGGAGAGGGAGGAGGACCUCCGGAAGGCCGCGCGGCACCAGGAGGACCACGACCCCCUCUAUCGCAACGGGGUCGGCAAUGGAGGAGGCGGGAAGAAGGAGAAGCCGCCAAUUCGCGAUGAGCACGGGAAGAUCCGCAUCCGCGGGGCGUUACUGAGGACCUACAUCUUCAACAUCAUCUUCAAGACUCUGUUUGAGGUGGGCUUCAUCCUGGGACAGUACUUCCUCUACGGCUUCCACCUGAGGCCGCUCUAUAAAUGUGGCCGCUGGCCCUGCCCCAAUACUGUGGACUGCUUCAUCUCCAGGCCCACCGAAAAGACCAUCUUCAUCAUCUUCAUGCUGGUGGUUGCCUGUGUCUCUCUGCUCCUCAACCUGCUGGAGAUCUACCACCUGGGCUGGAAGAAGGUCAAGCAGGGGGUCACCAACGAGUUCGCACCCGGCGGUGAGUCGCCGCUGCAGAGUGGGGACGAGCCAGGGGACACGGAGACGAUCCCCAAGCAGACCUCUCCGCCAGCGCUCGACUGUUUGCCGGCGUACGCCAGCGUGAAUGUGGUGAGGGUCGUGGCAGAAGAGGGAGGAGCCGCAGGGAUGUCCUUAAACACCGCCUCCGGGCCUGCCAGGCUCAAGGUGUACGGCACGGCGUACCACCCAGAUGACUUCCUGCUGGAGGCGCUGCCCACUUCUUUUUAUGGCGGGAAAGUGAGUGUCGGGAGCCACGAGCAGCUGAUGGAGGCGGCGGCGGAUGAGGACAACACGCCCCCUUAUAUGGUCCCCCAUGACGACUUCACCGUGGUCACCAGGGCGGAGAUGCAUCCGCCUCCUGCUUCCGCCGCGAGAGACGUCCUGAAGCCGAGUCGGUCCAGCCGAGCUCGCCCCGACGACCUGGCGGUGUAGCUAAAACACACA
This is a messenger RNA of Anarrhichthys ocellatus (wolf-eel), 1314 nucleotides long. RefSeq names its product gap junction alpha-3 protein-like. Bases 91 to 1302 code for a protein of 403 amino acids. NCBI's taxonomy places the organism in Eukaryota, Metazoa, Chordata, Actinopteri, Perciformes, Anarhichadidae. Gene Ontology annotation, biological process: cell-cell signaling. The transcript is spliced from 4 exons. The record is from RefSeq and is a predicted model, not a curated record. Gene Ontology annotation, cellular component: connexin complex. Gene Ontology annotation, molecular function: gap junction channel activity.